AUGGCAGGGUUAAGGACAUUUGAUGCGUUUCCCAAAACGGACGCACAACAUGUCAAAAAAUCAUCAAAAGGUGGCUUUACUUCAAUCCUGACAUAUCUUUUCCUAGCGUUUAUCGCAUGGAGCGAGUUUGGGAGUUUUUUUGGUGGAUAUAUCGACCAGCAGUAUGGGGUCUCGAAUAAUCUGCGAGAGACAGCGCAAAUAAACAUGGAUAUCUUUGUGCACAUGCCGUGCGAGUGGCUGACUGUGCUUGUCCAGGACCGUACCGGUGACCGUAAGCUUGUGCAAGAAGAGCUGUCUUUGGAGGACCUGCCUUUUUAUCUGCCUCCUGGUACAGUAGUGGACGGAAGAAACGAAAUACGAUCUCCGGGCCUAGACGAGAUUUUAGCAGAAGCGAUCCCUGCAAAGUUCAGAGAAAAGUUGGAUUUUUCAGGUGUCGCUGAUGGUCAAGAGUUUGACGGGUGCCAUAUCUUUGGAUCCAUUCCUGUCAACAUGGUAAAAGGUAGUUUGCUGAUCACUGCGCGAGGCUACAGCCUUGGGGACUUUAGAAGGACUCCUCCAGAUCUCAUUAACUUCUCUCACGUCGUCAAUGAGCUGUCUUUUGGCGACUUCUACCCGUUCAUCGAUAACCCACUUGACCAGUUAGGAAGACUCACUAACGAUCCACGCACAAGCUAUCACUACCAGACCUCCGUGGUUCCCACAACGUUUAAGAAGUUGGGUGCCAAAGUUGACACCAAUCAGUACUCACUCAGUGAGAGCGAGUACACAGUAACAGAGUUCAACAUGCGAAUUCCUGGUAUCAUGAUCACCUAUAACUUCGAGGCUUUAUCAAUCACCAUCAGUGAUGAGAGAAUUUCUUUCUGGCAGUUCAUCGUCAGACUAGUGGCCAUCCUAUCAUUCAUUGUUUACACGAUAUCCUGGACAUUUAGGCUCACCGAUAAGGUUCUGGUUCUGGUUCUAGGUCCUAGAUGGUCUCUUCGCUAUCAAAGUGAUGGUAGACAAAAUACCGGUAUUUUGGAAUGA
Lachancea nothofagi CBS 11611 is the source of this 1023-nucleotide messenger RNA. Lineage: Eukaryota; Fungi; Ascomycota; Saccharomycetes; Saccharomycetales; Saccharomycetaceae. The record is from the annotation of a GenBank genome assembly.